Liolophura sinensis is the source of this 1147-nucleotide messenger RNA. Its product is annotated as beta-1,3-glucan-binding protein-like. Gene Ontology annotation, biological process: carbohydrate metabolic process. The transcript has 10 exons. Bases 31 to 1116 code for a protein of 361 amino acids. NCBI's taxonomy places the organism in Eukaryota, Metazoa, Mollusca, Polyplacophora, Chitonida, Chitonidae. The record is from RefSeq and is a predicted model, not a curated record. Gene Ontology annotation, molecular function: hydrolase activity, hydrolyzing O-glycosyl compounds.
CUAACAGUUAAGCUAUAGAGGACGGCCGCCAUGAAUCUUCUCCUGUGCCUGAGCUUACAGUUUCUCUUAGCUACCUGCAGUGUUAUUCGAGAAACUGAUGAUGAGGAUAAUACAGAGCUGAUGGUUCUACCCCCCGGUCUCGUCCCGCGGGCCAGCAUGAGAGAGGUGUUCAGGGAUGAGUUCAACUAUGUGGACAGAAAUAAAUGGUCACUAGACGCUAGUGCUUCCAUGGGCUGGUUUUCGAUGUAUACCCCAGAACAGCGAAAUUGUUACACCCACGGGGGAACGAUAUACCUGAAACCUACCUUAACAGCCGAUAGAUUUGGAGAAAAUUUUCUGCACAACAGCGUUUUGGACAUAAAGAAGCUCUACGGUUACUGUGAUCCUACGUGGAAUAACGGUUGUUACAGAGAUCCUCACAAGGAUGGGAUCAAUCCUGUGGCAAUGUCCUGUUUCAUGAGGUCAAAGUUCUCCUUCAAAUACGGCAAAAUGGAGAUCGUCGCCAAGAUGCCGAAAGGCGAUUGGCUUUGGCCAGCUCUAUGGUUGUUUCCGAAACACGGUCAUUAUGGAGAAUGGCCUCGCUCUGGAGAAAUUGAUGUCGCCGAAAUCACUGGCAAUGUUAACUAUGGCGGUCUUGGCGUGCAUAGACAGUCCGCAUCACUCCACUUUGGCAACGACCGAGCUCAUGACCACCAUAUCGUUAAUCACAAAACCCUGCAGGGCACGACAUGGGGGGAUGCCUUCCACAAGUACACACUAGACUGGACUUCUUCACACAUCAAUAUUUAUAUCGAUGGACAGAUGAUGCUCUCCACACCAAUGCCUGGGGAUGGGUUACAUCACCACUACCAUCUUCCCGGUAACAAUAUCUGGGGCAACUCACAUAACGCUCCUUUUGACCAAGACUUUUAUAUCAUCAUGAGUAAUGGGGUCGGCGGUGGAGGAAUCUUCCCUGACAACGUGCGCAACUACCCUCACCCUAAACCCUGGUCCGUGCACGAUAGUCGCCGUGACGGCAUGGAGAAGUUCUGGCGGCACAAGAACGACUGGUACCAAACUUGGCAUGGUGAAGACCCAGCCCUACAGGUCCGCUCUGUUGUCGUCUGGCAGUACUAAACAGCUUCACCGGAUAAAAGAGCCACAUCUG